AUGCAACCACAGAGUAUAGCUGUCGGUUUUUGGUACUUUAUAACUACUUCGAUUGUGGGAUUAUCCUGUUUUGCGUUUAAUCUAUACUUUACGCUAAAACUACACGAUUUGUGCUGGCCGAAUGUACAUGCGAUUGACUAUCUUCACAAAGCACUCUUUGUAAUGAAUUUAUCGAUACCAUUACCCAAAUGUGUGGCUGGUGCAUUGAGAAGAUCCAGGGAAAAUUCUGAGGAAAACGGUGUUACAGACAACAAGAUUAGUACGGCUAACAAGUUUGGAGGCAACUCUUAUGGAAAGACGCACAAUAAUGAAGAAGUUAUCAUAGCCAAUAAAGCAGACUCGGUUGGGACGCGCAGGGACGAUGAUGCAGAAAACGUACCCAACAAGAAUAGUUGCCGCGUUUAG
Molecule: messenger RNA, 405 nt
Organism: Paraglomus occultum
Lineage: Eukaryota; Fungi; Glomeromycota; Glomeromycetes; Paraglomerales; Paraglomeraceae
Source: the annotation of a GenBank genome assembly